UAUCAUAAUUCAACAAAAAAAAAAUUAGAGAAAGUGGAAAGAAAUUCAAAAGCACAUCCACCACCCCCGCUAUAUAAAAAAGGAGUGAAGGUUUUAUAAUAAAAGAGAAAGAGUUUUUCUGUUGGAUUUCACAAAUGGCUUCAAGGUUGCUGUGGGCAUCAAGGGCUGCUUCCUACCUCAGAAUCCAAACCGGCCACAGAGGGUUUGCUUCUGUUGUGAAGGAUCUCAAGUAUGCCGAUUCUCAUGAGUGGGUUAAGGUUGAUGGAAACUCUGCAACUGUUGGAAUAACCGAUCAUGCUCAAGAUCAUUUAGGUGAUGUUGUGUAUGUUGAGUUGCCAGAAGUGGGGGCUUCUGUGAAGCAGGGCGAAGGCUUUGGAGCAGUCGAAAGUGUCAAAGCAACUAGUGAUGUUUACUCUCCUGUGUCAGGGAAAGUGGUUGAAGUCAAUGAAGAGCUUAGCAACUCACCUGGUUUGAUCAACGCAAGCCCAUAUGAGGAAGGAUGGAUAAUGAAAGUUGAGAUCAGCGAUAGUGGUGAACUGAAUAAGUUGUUGGACUCAGAAAAGUACACCAAGUUUUGUGAAGAAGAAGAUGCACACUGAUUGAUCCUGGCCAAUGGCAGCAGGCGGUUCUCACGGAUGGGUUGCUUCUGCACAGAAUGUAACAGUGGUAGUCAAAACUGCAAAUUCACCUUUCUACUUUUAUGCUAUGUUUUUCCUCCGCUUUUCUUCCGCAUGAGUAAUCAAUUUUAAUCGGAUUUUUGUUUCGAUCUGGAUAAUGAAUUGUAAGUUCUGUCGUUCUCCUAUUCGGUCUGUCCAUUGAUGUUGUAGCAGAUCUGGAAUUUUGUGAAAUGUUCAUUAUUGAGAAUGAAGUGCAACAAAUUGAAGAGGAAUAAUUUCAAACAUGUUUUUGGAAGUCAA
Molecule: messenger RNA, 917 nt
Organism: Malus domestica (apple)
Lineage: Eukaryota; Viridiplantae; Streptophyta; Magnoliopsida; Rosales; Rosaceae
Product: glycine cleavage system H protein 2, mitochondrial
Biological process (GO): protein lipoylation; glycine decarboxylation via glycine cleavage system
Cellular component (GO): glycine cleavage complex; mitochondrion; cytoplasm
Source: RefSeq, a predicted model, not a curated record